AGAGUGUAAAGGCGAGAGACUAGGACUGGGCUACAGAUGCCUGGCUUACAGGAACUGGCUCUUUUCCUCAAGCCCCAUUAAGCAGCCCACUCCAGUUCUUGAUCUUUGUCUCCCAGUCCUGCGGUCCUUUCUUUCCUUGGGCUGCAUCCACAGCCCUUCUGAGUGGCUGCUAGCACUUUCUCAGUAUGAACUGUAUAUCAGACUUCUUCACCUACGAGACUACCAAGUCGGUGGUUGUGAAGAGCUGGACCAUUGGGAUCAUCAACCGAGCCGUCCAGCUGCUGAUUAUCUCCUACUUUGUGGGGUGGGUUUUCUUGCACGAGAAGGCCUACCAAGUGCGGGACACCGCCAUUGAGUCCUCAGUGGUAACAAAGGUGAAAGGCUUCGGACGCUAUGCCAACAGAGUCAUGGAUGUGUCAGAUUAUGUGACCCCACCCCAGGGCACCUCUGUCUUUGUCAUCAUCACAAAAAUGAUCGUUACUGAAAACCAAAUGCAAGGAUUCUGUCCAGAGAAUGAGGAGAAGUACCGCUGUGUGUCUGACAGCCAGUGUGGGCCUGAGCGCUUCCCGGGUGGGGGGAUCCUCACUGGCCGUUGCGUGAACUACAGCUCUGUCCUCCGGACCUGUGAGAUCCAGGGCUGGUGCCCCACCGAGGUGGACACUGUGGAGAUGCCUAUCAUGAUGGAAGCUGAGAACUUCACCAUUUUCAUCAAGAACAGCAUUCGUUUCCCUCUCUUCAACUUUGAGAAGGGAAACCUCCUGCCUAACCUCACCGACAAAGACAUAAAGAAGUGCCGCUUCCACCCUGAAAAGGCUCCAUUUUGCCCCAUUUUGAGGGUAGGGGAUGUGGUUAAGUUUGCUGGGCAGGAUUUUGCCAAGCUGGCCCGUACGGGUGGAGUUCUGGGAAUUAAGAUCGGCUGGGUGUGCGAUCUGGAUAAGGCCUGGGACCAGUGCAUCCCCAAAUAUUCCUUCACUCGGCUGGAUGGAGUUUCUGAGAAAAGCAGUGUUUCCCCUGGCUACAACUUCAGAUUUGCCAAGUACUACAAGAUGGAGAAUGGCAGUGAGUACCGCACGCUCCUGAAGGCUUUUGGCAUCCGCUUUGAUGUGCUGGUAUACGGGAAUGCUGGCAAGUUCAACAUCAUUCCCACCAUCAUCAGCUCGGUGGCCGCCUUCACUUCUGUGGGAGUGGGGACUGUUCUCUGUGACAUCAUCCUGCUCAAUUUCCUCAAGGGGGCUGAUCACUACAAAGCCAGGAAGUUUGAGGAGGUGACUGAGACAACACUGAAGGGUACUGCCUCAACCAACCCAGUGUUCGCCAGUGACCAGGCCACUGUGGAGAAGCAGUCCACAGACUCGGGAGCCUAUUCUAUUGGUCACUAGGGUCUCUUCCCAGAGUCCCAUGCUCACCCUUAGGCUGCAGAACCUUCAACAGGCCACUCUAUCUAAGCAGAUGGGGGGUGGGGAAGAGGGGCUCUUAUUUCUGCUGUACACCCCAAAGACCAUGUCCAGGUAUCUAGGCCCUCACUGUUCAGCAGACAAGGAAUGCUUCCCACUAGGGCCUGAAUCUUGCCUUUACCCCUUGCAUGCAUGUCUCCCAUCUGCUUCCCCCGUCCCAGGACAGCAGCAUUCAUCCCUUUCCAAAGGAUAGUGAAAAUGGUAGCUAAGAUUAUAUCCGUAGGGCCUACCACGUACCAGGCCCUUCCAUACACAUUAUCUCUUUGCACCCUUAAAAUAAUCUUAUAGGGUAGAUUUCUGGGUUUUUUGUUUUUUGUUUUUGUUUUUAAGAGAAG
Molecule: messenger RNA, 1789 nt
Organism: Arvicanthis niloticus (Nile rat)
Lineage: Eukaryota; Metazoa; Chordata; Mammalia; Rodentia; Muridae
Gene: P2rx3
Product: purinergic receptor P2X 3
Biological process (GO): calcium ion transmembrane transport; response to ATP
Cellular component (GO): plasma membrane
Molecular function (GO): extracellularly ATP-gated monoatomic cation channel activity; purinergic nucleotide receptor activity; ATP binding
Source: RefSeq, a predicted model, not a curated record